CUUAUAAUCUCAAUUAUCACGUUGAUCGUUAGAAAUACUGAGUUUCUGAUCGCAUUGGAAUUUUUUGUUCAAAACAGUUAGUUAUCUACUGGCUCUAUAUGCUCUACAAUUCCAUUCAAAAGUAACAAAACAUUAGAUCAUGGAUCAGAGUUGCUGGUUGAGAGUUCUCAUCCUACUCUCAAUGUAUCUUAUGGUCAAAUCGGAUAAAGAAUAUGAAGAAGAGAUCUUGGAAUACGUGAUUUCAUCGAGAAGACUACAUCAGUUACUUCAAGAAGCCUACACCGAGGAGAAGACCUUGACUCUUGCUGGCUAUAUAGUGAACAGCAAAUCAUUUCGUGAAAUAUUGUAUCGUAAUUUCGGAGGCAAAAUUGAUGUGUUACAAUUCUAUAAUGAUGAAAUUGCGUAUGAUAAGUUCCGGGGCUACAUGUACACAUAUUGUCGUGGUCAACAAUUGCUUAGGAAUGAUCUUGAUCUCACGAGGACUGUCAGAUCUUUUAUUAAGUUUUGGCCGACGAGGAAUAUGUCACAAUCAACAUACGAUCUCAAAGUACAAGAGCUUGGGGUGGAUCCUUCGUCCAUCGGCUAUCUCUAUAAAUUUCUAUUCUAUUUGAGAAAUAUCAGAAAUAGCGGAGAGUACAGUUUUAUCAGCGAUGAGUUCAUAAGGAGAGUUGCUGAUAACAAAGACUUGAUUGUUAUUCUCAUUAGUCGUAUGGAAGUUGAGAAACAAUUGAUUUUUGAUUUUAAUGCCGAGAGACGCUUCUAUGAAGAACUUUUUGACGCAGUCGAUAGGGGAGUUUUCGAUAAAGAAAUCGAUAGACUUGAGGAAUGGAGGGAAAAAAUUACAAGAAUAAAUUUCGGUCUAAUUAAGUUAUACACAGAGACCAUGGAACAUCAACAAAGACAGUUUAAGUUUUACUCUACAGAGAUAGCAAUUUUGUAAAAAUACUAAUUAUUAAUUGGUAUUAUUGAUAAUUCAUCUUAGCUGUUCUACUAUCAUUUAGAUAUUUUAGAUAAUAUGGAUGCUAUAGUGAUGUUAUAGUGAGGUCCACAUUAUAAUGGCAGUAUUUGAUGAACAUUGCUAUCCUUGUCUAUCAUUCAACAAAGCAGAUAGCCCUAUUCUCUUCUCGCUCCGCAACGCUACAUCACAGCGUUACAUUUUCUUAAUGUAAUUAUUCGUCGAAUGAAAUAUAAUUUAUCAUUUUCAACAAUAGUUUGUCAGAUAUAUCGGUGUCAGGUAUCUGCUAUAGCAAGACAGAGAAUCGGCAACUCUGUUCUCCUAUCUUUCUCCACUGUCAUUAUCACAUGAACCUUACUAUAUCAAUAUUUAUACUCGUAUUUUGAGGGAUUUUUAUUUCUGUAGAAAAACUAUCGAGUCUCCCUGGAGAAAUGAAUAAAACAUAUAUAUGUAUGUGGUAUGAGACAGAGUUAUUAUUUGGUAUAUGUACUUACUACGCCUUUCUAUCAGUUGUAACAGAUUCUCAACAUGGAAUUAAUUUAUUCUUAGAGGUUUAGGAAGGAAUUCAUGUUCUAAAUAAUACCGUGUUGGGAAAGGCUAGAUAUUCAUAAGCAUUUAUCAUAUACAAAUUGAUGA
Messenger RNA from Nilaparvata lugens (brown planthopper), 1591 nucleotides. RefSeq lists its product as uncharacterized. The coding region runs from base 140 to 940 and encodes 266 amino acids. Lineage: Eukaryota; Metazoa; Arthropoda; Insecta; Hemiptera; Delphacidae. The record is from RefSeq and is a predicted model, not a curated record. The transcript is spliced from 2 exons.